GAAGGUUGUGCUAAUAGCAACAGCAUUUUUUAUGGUAUGCACAAAUUUUGCAGUGGGUUAUGAUAGCUAUGGAGAAAACACAGGCGGGGUUAUAAAAAUAAGUGGUAAAGUAUUGUGCCAGGACUGCUCCAAGGGCUACACCGAAUGGGUUAACGACGCCAAUCACCUCAAAGGUGCUAAGGUAUCCCUGACAUGCAUGGAUAAGAGAAGCAGAGUGAUGUAUUACAGAAGCGAUGAGACUGAUGAAGAAGGGCAAUUCGAAAUGAGUGUGGAUAAAUACACUUACAAAAAUAAGGAGCUGAAGACAGAAUUUUGCUGGGUGAGAUUGGUGUCAUCGCCCCACCCCACCUGCAACAUAUUCACAGACUUCAAUGGCGGAAAGUCAGGAGUCAAACUCAUGCAACCCUCCUCCAUUUAUAGAGACAUUGUUACUUAUACGAUGCAACCCUUUUAUUUUACUUCUCCUAUGUGUGAAAAACCAGACGAUGAAGCUGAUGAUGAACCCGAAGGAAACAAUUACUAG
Pistacia vera is the source of this 523-nucleotide messenger RNA. Its product is annotated as pistil-specific extensin-like protein. The transcript has 2 exons. The record is from RefSeq and is a predicted model, not a curated record. NCBI's taxonomy places the organism in Eukaryota, Viridiplantae, Streptophyta, Magnoliopsida, Sapindales, Anacardiaceae. Bases 32 to 523 code for a protein of 163 amino acids.